Molecule: messenger RNA, 1828 nt
Organism: Phyllostomus hastatus (greater spear-nosed bat)
Lineage: Eukaryota; Metazoa; Chordata; Mammalia; Chiroptera; Phyllostomidae
Gene: FNDC5
Product: fibronectin type III domain containing 5
Exons: 7
Coding region: 311-1054 (247 amino acids)
Biological process (GO): positive regulation of brown fat cell differentiation
Molecular function (GO): protein binding
Source: RefSeq, a predicted model, not a curated record
UGGGCGCGGCCGGGUAGGGUGGGGCAGAAAGCAGCUGCCGGAGAGAGAAAGAGAAAAGAGAAAGGAGAGAGAGAAGAAAAAAAAGAAAAAGAGAAAGAAGAGAUAAAGGACAGAGAGAGGCGCUCUGGUUCCCAGGCUCCUAUCCCAAAUAGGCGGACCAGGGGACUGCCCUCUGGACCAGGGCCACAACCGAGAAUCACUCCAGAACAAGCGGGGGGCGCCCCGCCCCCCGGGUGCCCGACGUGGACGCGGCUGCCGCCACCGCCGCCGCCACCGCCGCCGCGCGGGAGUCGCUGUCCGCGGAGCCGACAUGCAAGCGGCGCGGGGCGGCGCGGGGCGGCCGGGCCGCGGGCCGGAGUGCAAGCGCCAGCGGCCGCUGGACACCAGAGCUGCGUCCCCCUGCGCCGCCCCGGGCCGGCCGGCCGGAGCCGCUACCAUGCACCCCGGGCCGCCCCGCACCGCACUCCGCCUGUGGCUGGGCUGCGUCUGCCUCGCGCUCGUGCAGGCGGACAGCCCCUCCGCCCCAGUGAAUGUCACCGUGAGGCACCUCAAGGCCAACUCCGCGGUGGUGAGCUGGGAUGUCCUGGAGGAUGAAGUUGUCAUCGGAUUUGCCAUCUCUCAGCAGAAGAAGGACGUGCGGAUGCUGCGCUUCAUCCAGGAGGUGAACACCACCACCCGCUCGUGCGCCCUCUGGGACCUGGAGGAGGACACGGAGUACAUCGUGCACGUUCAGGCCAUCUCCAUCCAGGGCCAGAGUCCGGCCAGCGAGCCGGUGCUCUUCAAGACCCCGCGCGAGGCGGAGAAGAUGACCUCCAAGAACAAAGAUGAGGUGACCAUGAAGGAGAUGGGGAGGAGCCAGCAGCUGCAGACGGGCGAGGUGCUGAUCAUUGUCGUGGUCCUGUUCAUGUGGGCCGGCGUCAUUGUUCUCUUCUGCCGCCAGUAUGACAUUAUCAAGGACAACGAACCCAAUAACAACAAGGAGAAAGCCAAGAGUGCGUCAGAAACCAGCACACCCGAGCACCAGGGCGGGGGUCUUCUCCGCAGCAAGAUAUGAACCCUUUCCAGUGCUGGCUCUGAGCAGCGCAGAAGACAGGCAGUAGAGGAUGUGAGAGGAUCUCAUGGUUCUGACGAUGAUUAUCCAACAAACACCUGGCCCUCUCUACAUUUCCUCCUCCCUGCAUCUCCUUACACCCUCUGGCGCUCCGUCCUGUCUCUUGGCUUCUCUCUUUCUGGCGCAUUUUCCUGAAGCCUCUUAUUAACCCCCAUCUCCAGAAGCACCUCAACAGUGUCUGUGGCUGAGGCUGUGCUGAGAGGCAGAUCUGCAGGAUGUGAGAGCCAGCCAGCAGGAUGGCUCUGUGGGGGUGGACUUGGUACCAGGGACGGUGGGUCCAGGACCCCGGCUUGACCAUUUGGCGGAGUGCGGCCGAAGGCUGGGUUUGGAAAGGCAGAGACGAGACACCUGGGCGGGGCCGCUCCCUUCCUUCCACGCCGGACUGGAGGAGAGCCAGGCUUCUAGGCCGCGGCCCUGCUGCUCCCUUCCCUCUCCUGCCCUCUCUGCUUCCGGUCUCACAAGAAGUCGUUCAAUCAGCCCUGGCCGCUUCUCUCAUGUUUCCCCCUGAGUUUCCAAACAAGCUCUCGGGGAACGUCAUCGAAGCGUGAGCCCCGUCUGCAGGGAGAGGAUUUCAUUUUUCUUCUCUGCUGGUCCCCAGGCCCACAGGCACAGGGAGAAGGGGGACUGCGGUGGAGGGAGUGCAGCUAGCCGCACCUUCGUGUCGUCCCCCUCCCCCCACCCCCCGCCGCCGUGUCCAAGUCUGGUGAAGGAGGCUAC